Ectocarpus sp. CCAP 1310/34 is the source of this 846-nucleotide messenger RNA. The record is from the annotation of a GenBank genome assembly. NCBI's taxonomy places the organism in Eukaryota, Phaeophyceae, Ectocarpales, Ectocarpaceae.
AUGAGCCCGCCGGUGGAGCCUCGGCCGCCGCCGGAGAGGACGAGGGCGGAGCCGGUCAUGCCCAAGCCGAGGAGGGGGCGGGCGGCGGGCAGCAUGGAGGAGAGGCACCCGCGGAGGCCCGUGGUCAGAAGCGUGCUCUACAUGAGGGCUUUUGAAGGUGGGGCCAGGACCGGAGGAGGCUCUGUGGAAAUUGAGGAGGAGGCCACCGGUGGUGACCCAGCCUACGUCGGAGGGGGCGAGGUUGGGGUCGGUCAAGCCCAAGCCGAGGAGGGGGUGGGCGGCGGGCAGCAUGGAAGAGAGGCUCCCGCGGAGGCCCGCGGCCAGAAGCGUGCUCUACCUGAGGUCUUUUGAAGGUGUGUUUUUGUUUGUUUUGUAGCUUCUACAGGCUGCUGGCCUCGCUCCGCGCUCCCGGAUAAGCAGUCGGAAACGCAGUCUACCCCCGGACUUUUGAAGGUGUGUAUUUUUUCAAUAUGCAAUUGCACAAAUAUCAAUCGUAAUACCCCACCGCCCCCAAUAUUUCCCGCCGCAGAUAUGGCCAGGCCGGGCUUUCUUCACCCGUUCGUGCGGAGGAAGAGGGUUGUUUUGCGUCCCCCUUCCCCGCGAGAACAAGGACGAGAGUGGCACGAGACCUUGGUGUCAACUGCGCCUGAACGCCAGCAUCAUAUACUGCAGCGGGGAAGCACGAGCGGCUGGCUAUUUUUUUAUGGGGCUUACGGCCGGCCUGCGUGUGGGGGGUUGAACGGAUUUGGUGUACACGGGCGCGAAACACAUUGUUAUUCUUAGUAUUCAGCUUGACACGUUAAUUAGGGCAUGUUUCGUUUUUUUUCAGGGGGUGUAUAUACACGG